Messenger RNA from Brachypodium distachyon (stiff brome), 796 nucleotides. Its product is annotated as heavy metal-associated isoprenylated plant protein 28. Lineage: Eukaryota; Viridiplantae; Streptophyta; Magnoliopsida; Poales; Poaceae. The record is from RefSeq and is a predicted model, not a curated record. The transcript is spliced from 3 exons. The coding region runs from base 127 to 552 and encodes 141 amino acids. Gene Ontology annotation, molecular function: metal ion binding.
CAGUUGACACUGCGCAGCUCGUCCUGUUCGAAACCGAUUGUCAACGCCUCGAUCACUCACACGAAGGAAGAUUGAAGAACUCUCCCCAGGCGAUCCAUCGAGGACAAGACAGAGCUCGCGAAAGAAAUGACGAUCGUGGAGAUGUGCGUGCAUAUGUGCUGCGCCGGGUGCGAGAAGAAGAUACGGAAGGCCGUCGAAAAGUUAGAAGGGGUGGACGGCGUGGAGAUCGACAUGGAGAUGCAGAAGGUGACGGUGAACGGGGACGUGGAGCAGAAGAAGGUGCUGAAGGCGGUGCGGAGGACGGGGAAGCGCGCCGUGCUGUGGCCGUCGACGCCAUACAACAUCCCCGGCGCGGGCGCGGCCCACCUCCUGCUGGCCCAGCCGGCGGGCGGGGCCCACACGUACGCGGCGGGCCCGACAUCCUCGUACAACUACUACAAGCACGGCUACGACGACUCGCGCCUCUACGGCGCCAACUCCUCCCUCGUCGGCGGCACCAGGGCCACCGAUUACUUCAGCGACGAGAACACGGGUGGCUGCUCCGUCAUGUGACUCGGUUUGAAUUGAUUCAUCUGCACCGUUCGAUCGAAUGUUCGAUCGUGAAAUCGAUGGGUUUUAAUUUUAAUCUGAAGUUGCAUACCUUUUUUUUCUUCUGUAAAUUGAGUUCGCACGAUUUGUUGAAACUAGCGUGAUGGCCCGCGCGACGCGGGCUAGACCUCGUGACCAUUAAUUGUUGUACAAUUAUUUUUCUACCUGUGUUGUUGACGGGUUUUUUAACUCUUUUGAUUUCCUGCAA